Fusarium venenatum is the source of this 1170-nucleotide messenger RNA. RefSeq lists its product as uncharacterized. Lineage: Eukaryota; Fungi; Ascomycota; Sordariomycetes; Hypocreales; Nectriaceae. The record is from RefSeq and is a predicted model, not a curated record.
AUGACAAGUGAUCAACGAAAGCUCUUGACUCUUUCCCAACGCCGGGAUGCUAGCGAACACACGAUUUACGAUGUUAUUGUUUGGGUCCCUGAUCCAAGAGCACCCAAAUCUACAGGCAAACUCAUCCCAAAGGGCCCUCUCCUCAUGAAAUUACCUAUACGCGCCCGCGACUCCUUGUUAGACUAUUGCUUUGUUACGUCCCCCAAGAAGGAAUUGUGGAUGUCGUUCCGAACGAUUAUGCCCGAAUUUUCAAACUUGCCAAUACCUAUAAUUUCGCGGCUGCAUGUCAAGAUUACCACGCAUCUGCACGUGGUAUCUUCCAGUGAGGUUGUUAGGGAGCCCGAAGUCGUUGUUCGAUCCAACUACCGAGCAAACACUGUCAGCGUUAGAGAGCACGCUCUAGUCCAACCACAGAUCUUGGAAGGUCACAAUGGCGGCAAGACAAUUUAUGUCCAGGCGCCAAAUUCAAAGGAGUGGAAACCGGUCAUGAUUGAGUCAGACACAUGGGUGGGGUUUAACUCUCAUGAACUUCUGCUGGUCAACCCCGGAGCUACUUUUCCUAGCAUCUCCUAUAUUUAUGCCAUCUUUGCAUGUAAGAAUGCAUGGUUUAUCGAUAGCCUGUCACUCAACUAUUUUACCGAGUGGGCACGAGGGGACAAAUGUCAGUGGCAGAGCACUCAGGUCCAAUUUCCGGAGAUGCACAAUACCUUAUUUGAUAUCGAAACACCGCAUUCUACACAUACGGUCGUAACAUACGACAAAGGCAGCAAGAGCUACCGCCUCUACGUCUUCUUCUGCAACUUUCAUAAACCAAGUGUGGUUGUUUACUUUUAUCUGAGCCUACGGAGCGACGGCUCGGUCAACACUGUUGGUGACAAGAUUCAAGCGCAAGGGCUACAAUUGAUCCCAACCCAACGGAGCGAUUCGUCCAAUAUUUUCCGCGUCGAAGAGGCCUACGAUCGAGUCUACUGCAUCUGGAACCAGGACGGAAGAAUGUCGGGCUCGUCGGCAGAAAUUGGGAGUGACGGCAUUAUCAAGGACAAGUGGCUGGACUUUUGUGACGAAAGCAAACGGCCAUAUCUCAGUCCUGGGAGUGGACUAGGGUCUAUAGCAGCCCCUGUGAACUUCUGCAUUACGCCUGAGAACGAUUAUGUAAACUCAGGUCUUUAA